Molecule: messenger RNA, 2736 nt
Organism: Pristis pectinata (smalltooth sawfish)
Lineage: Eukaryota; Metazoa; Chordata; Chondrichthyes; Rhinopristiformes; Pristidae
Gene: sumf1
Product: sulfatase modifying factor 1
Exons: 9
Coding region: 209-1375 (388 amino acids)
Cellular component (GO): endoplasmic reticulum
Source: RefSeq, a predicted model, not a curated record
GGAAAAGGAUGAUUUCUGCCACUUUUGUUCUUUUUGGAUAACCUUUGCCCGUUCAACAACCCCCGAAUAACCGAAGAGGGUGAGAGCGGUGGAGAAGGUCGAUUGCACUGGGGGGAGAGCAGGUCACAGAGGGCGACCUGCAGCCACACCGACUGAUCGAAGCGGGCUCUGGUCGCAGUCAGCUGAUUCAUCACGUGAUCCUGGAAUCAUGGCGAUGCCCAUCGUCCGGGUUUCGGCAGCCGGGCUUUUAAUUUACUUCUCCCCCGCGCUGAUCGCCCUGUCGCUGGGAUUGAACCAGUCACCCGAAGUCACCGGGGGUGCCGGGUCCCGCACCGGCUGCGGCUGCCGAUCCGGCUCCACCAGUCGCCCGGAGGCCGCCGGUCCUUUCCCCGAGGCUCUGAGCGACAGCAGCUCAUUGGUCAAACGGGCAGCUGUCAAGUACUCCAAGGAAGCCAAUGUUGAGGGUCAAGAGACAGCACAGGGUUGUGGCCCACACUCAAAAAGGCGUACCAAUCAGAUGGUGCUGAUACCAGGUGGAGUGUUCACCAUGGGAACAAAUGAUCCUGAGAUACCUCAGGAUGGAGAGGGCCCAGCCAGAAAAGUACACGUUAAGCAGUUCUAUAUGGAUAUGUAUGAAGUCACCAAUGCCGAAUUUGAAAGAUUUAUCAAAGCUACUGACUACAUCACAGAGGCAGAAACAUUUGGAGACUCCUUUGUGUUUGAGGGACUGCUGAGCGAAAAGGUGAAGAGCAGCAUUACCCAGGCUGUUGCUGCAGCACCAUGGUGGCUCCCUGUUAAAGAUGCCAGCUGGAAACAUCCGGAAGGUCCUGACUCCAACAUUACGAAGAGGAUGGAUCACCCAGUUGUGCACAUCUCCUGGCACAAUGCAGUGGCUUACUGCACCUGGGCAGGUAAACGGCUGCCCACUGAAACUGAAUGGGAAUAUGCCUGCAGAGGUGGACUUGAGAACAGACUCUUCCCAUGGGGGAACAAACUGCAUCCUAAAGGCCAGCACUACAUGAACAUCUGGCAGGGAGACUUCCCUCACCACAACACAGCAGAUGAUGGAUAUGCCAACACUGCCCCUGUCACCACCUUUCCUCCCAAUGGUUAUGGUCUCUUCAAUAUGGUAGGGAAUGUCUGGGAGUGGACAUCAGACUGGUGGAAUGUACACCACACCACAGAUGAAGUAGAUAAUCCUACGGGACCUGCUUCAGGGAAAGACAAGGUGAAGAAGGGCGGAUCCUACAUGUGCCACAAGUCCUAUUGCUAUAGAUACCGCUGUGCUGCUCGAAGUCAGAACACGCCUGACAGCUCUGCCUCCAAUCUGGGUUUCCGCUGUGCUGCCGAUGUUCUGCCAGACUACCUGAAGUGAAGCAGGUUCCUGAAGAACUGUCUGGAACUCAAAGACCAAACUGAAGGAAUAGCUCUCCCAGAAAUGAAAAUGCACAAGAUACAUGUCAAGUGGACUUGCCUUUAAAGAAGCCAGCAGCUAAAACUUACUGGAUGACCAUUCAACUGAUUAUAUCCCAACCAUUGAUCUUUCUGAUUAGAUGUUUUAAAUUUAAAGUUACAAUACAGUAAGGCUAAUAAAGUUUGUCACCAGUUUCACCGGCACUGCAACCCUCUCAAGUAGGAUUCUGCCUUUAUUAAUGCACCACUAAAAUUAAUCCUCUUGUUCAGAAAAAUGAUCAUACAUCACAAUAUGGAAUAACACAGUAAAUUAAUUUUGAACCAUUUUUUGCCCAAACUUUUAUGAUACGAUAUCUUUAUUAGUCACAUGUACACACAGUUGGUGAUAGAGGCAAAGAUUCUUCAUUUCACCCCGAUAUCAAAUGGUCCAGUGGAGAUUUGUUGGUUUUCUUGAUGGUUUUACAACUGGUAAAUCUAAAUCACACAAGAUUAGAUCUGAUGUACUGCCCUUAGCAUGUCUCAAAGCAUCUCCCAACCGAAGAAUACUUUUUAAGUGUAGUCACUUAUGAUGCAGAAAAAAUAAGAGCCAAUUUGCACACAGAAGGAUCACAAAGGUGGCAGUGUUUGUUGAAGAAUUACUAUAAGCUCAACUUUGCUGCUUCUUGUCAGAUCUUUCACAUCCACCAGAGGGGACACACCAAUUUGGUUCAAUGUGUAAAUCUAAAAGCUAGCACCAGUAAUCCUUUGCUGAACCAGCUAGAUUAUGUGUCCAAGUCUGGAUGGUAAAACGCAUGUUCUUUGAUUAUGAGGUGAGUGUUCCAGCACUGAGCCAAGGGUGAUGAUGGUCAAGGUGCUGUGGAGCUGCAAGUUCCUAACCUCAGCAUAGUUCACAAACCUCAGGCAACAAGGGUAAAAAUAUGCCAAGAGUCAUGUCCUCACGAGGUGUUUAGGGCAUAGUUUUAAAAUUCAACAAAGUUGUAACCAAUAAAGAUGGUUGCUUAUGAAAAAAAGGAAACGAGUGUCUCUCUUAAAGUAUCAGUUUCAACACAAUCAUUUGAAGAGAAGCAAGAGUAGUUCCUAGUUACCCUCUUUAAUAUUCUUCAUGGAUAGCUUUAUAAUAAAAUGGGUAAUUAUGGUACAUCAGAAAUUGAGGUUCAAUGACAAAUUUAUAAGUACUAUUAAUACUACAGUAGAGAGUCCCUAAUAUGACCACAUACUAGCUAUUGUUAACAUUUAAUUUCUGUUUACUCUUUUGUAAAAUGUAUCAUGUGCUUUUAUCUAUUGGGAACUAGGUUUCAUAACAUUAAAGAUUAAAUCAUUCAU